Messenger RNA from Anastrepha ludens (Mexican fruit fly), 3246 nucleotides. RefSeq names its product ceramide kinase. The coding region runs from base 691 to 2934 and encodes 747 amino acids. The transcript is spliced from 5 exons. The record is from RefSeq and is a predicted model, not a curated record. Gene Ontology annotation, molecular function: kinase activity. NCBI's taxonomy places the organism in Eukaryota, Metazoa, Arthropoda, Insecta, Diptera, Tephritidae.
GUUUAGUAUUUUCAUAGCAGUGAAAUUGAAUUGGUGUAAUUAAGAGUUAAAUUCUCCGCUUAGUUUCGGCAAACUACGACACUCGGUGUUUCUUUUUGUAUUUUAAUAAGCAUAAGUGGCUAAUUAAAGAAAUAUUAUUUAUGUUUUCGUGUACAGAAUUAUGUGAUUGUAUAAUUGAAUGUACCUGAAUUGUUUAACGAAACAGUGAUUUAAAUCGGCAAUAGUUUACUAAGUCAAAAAGUGAUAAAGGAACGUAUUAGACAUUGAGCUCGAGCUAGUGUUUUUUUAUCGGACACAAUUAAGCAAUUUAGAAAGUGAUUGAAUCUGAAAGUAUAUAAAAGCAGUAAAACAAAUAUCUUUUAACGAAAAAUUGUAGCAGCAGAAAAAUGUUUGCAUAUGUGAGGUGCUGAUCGGUAUAUCGACUUUUCUUGAAACUUUUAUUAUAGUAUUAUAUACCUAUCACAAUAACAAAGAUAACACUACAACAAUAAUAGCUACAAAUAUACUUACAUCGACAUUUAAUUCGCACUAAACGAACUGGAACAACGUACCUACCUACACGAGUCUAUGGGGGACUUGCGUUGUUCACUGGAGACGGCCAAAUUAAUGUCCAAGACACCAAAAUCCUAUCAAGCUUUCGGUAUGUCGAGUCGCGCUUAACUAAUCAGUCACACGCCAGCAGCCGCCAAGAUGACGCAGACCAGCAUGGAUUUUACGCAGACUAUCGCGGCAAGCAAAAAGGAGAAAGAAGCUGAAGCAGCACCACCACCACAAGCCCCGAUUACACUUGACGGCAGCCAGCAUUGUGAUAUAUUAUUAAACACCUUUCAAAUUAAGAAGAAAAGCUAUCGCGUCUUGCUCAAUUAUGACCACAUCGUUUGGGAGCGACUGAAAACGAAACUCAGCACCGACAGCGAUGCCAAGGGUGAUUUCAAAAAAGCCGAGUGCGGAACGGAGCAGCUGUCGCGUCGCGCAACCUAUGGCAGCAACUCGAGGGUACUGCACAUAAACGAACUAAUCAGAGUGAGUAAAGGCAAUACAAAAUCGGCGGCUUUGCUGAUUACCGCGCCACAACCAAAUGCUGAAUUCGGUGCGAAUGGCAUGUCUGGACAACAACAGCAACAACAAGUCAUCAGUUCGCCACCUACAGAACAAUACUUGGCGCUAUCGUAUGCCACACGCAUUGUCAAAUCGGCUACGGAUUGUAAUCGCUGGGAAGUGCGCAAACUGUUGUUGUAUAACGAAGACGCGUACGUCGUCCGCCAAUGGCACACAUUGCUCAACAAAAUGCUGGCGAAUACGGCGCCGACACGGCUGCGGGUACGUCGCUUACUGGUCUUCAUCAAUCCCUAUGGCGGACGUAAGACUGGUGUGGACGUCUAUGAGCGCUACUGCAAGCCAAUCUUUCAACUGGCUGGUAUCGAUGCGUCAUGCAUUUUAACUCAGCGCUCAAAUCAAAUUCGUGAUAUCCUGCUCAGCGACGAUUUGACUCCGUUCGACGCGAUUUGCUGUGUUGGUGGCGAUGGCACAGUAGCGGAGGUAAUAAAUGGUCUUCUUUUUCGUGCUAUAUAUGAUGCUGGCUUGAAUCCACGCCAACCGGCGUAUGUGCCCAAACCAGCUCUGCCGAUCGCUAUUAUACCAGCAGGUAGCACCGACACCAUCGCUUACAGUGUGCACGGUACUGCCGAUGUGCCCACCGCAGCCAUACAUUUGAUUUUGGGUCAACGUCGCGGCAUGGAUAUUUGCAGCGUGCGCAACCGUGAAGGCAUCUUACGUUUUUGUGCUAGUCUAUUAUCGUACGGUUACUUGGGUGAUGUGGCGGCGAAGAGCGAACGUUAUCGUUGGAUGGGUCCGAAGCGUUAUGAGUUUGCCGGUGUUAAAACGUUCAUUGCCAAUAAUGGUUAUGAAGCGGAAUUACGCGUGUUGCAGCCAUUGAGUAAGACAAGUGCGGAAGCGAGAAAUGACACAAUUUGUUGUGCGAAUUGUGACCGUUGCAAUAUGGUCGCUGCUGAAGAAGCUGAGCUGACAACGAAGCGCGCGUUGUUGGAGAAAGCGAUAUUGGUGGGCGUAGAUACUUCAGCGCUCGACAAUGAUGAACUGCCCUCUUCUUCUAAUGACUCGUUGAAGAGUUGUGGCGAUAACAGUGAUGUAAUCGGCAGUGCGAAAGGUAAGAAAGAGGGUUUGGCAAUUGGCUUUGCUGGUACAGAAUCACCAAGAAAUGAGCUGUUCUUAAGCAGCAAGAAAACAAUAGAUUUUGACGAAAUAAAGAAUGUCAGCUCAACGGAAUGUUAUAAAGGAUCCGAAGCUGUGGUGACUGUGACUAAUGAUAAUGAAGAAAAGGAUGCAACUGAUGUUGUUGCUGCGGUAAAUACUGAUAACUCCGAGAGUACGACAGACGUAAGAAGGCAAUGUGCACAGUGGAAAACAAUAAAGGGCAAAUUUUUCAUGGUAAGUGGCGCGAAUAUUACCUGUGCUUGUACGCGUAGCCCAAACGGUGUAGCGCCAUACAGUCAUAUUGGCGAUGGCUAUCUAGACUUAGUUCUGGUGCGAAAAACAUCGCUGCUCAAUAGCAUACGGUUGCUGAUAAAUAUGGCUGGUCGCAAUGGAGAUAUUAGAAAUUUACCUUUUGUGGAGACGUAUCGCACCAAAGAGUUCGGCUUUCGCUCUCCCAAUGCCAGUCUUGAAGAGGAGUAUAGCAUUAGAGGUUCCAGCCAACCAAUUGCAGAAAGUGAUUUUAAUUAUGACGAAACGGAUGAAUUAUCCAGCUGGAAUUGUGAUGGCGAGGUUAUCACUGAUCAAGAGCUAACAAUGAUCUCGCAUUGCCAACUCAUUGAUGUCUUCAUGCGUGGCCCACACACAUACAACAAACCAUCGAAAAGUAACAAAACGUCGUUUGUCUGCUGUUGCUGUGGCUGCUGCAAAAAUGAUGAUUAACAUCGACACACCCCGUCGGAGGUACUUUGAUUUAUGGUCAACAGAGUAACAUUUCCAAAGGUAUUGGGGACAGCAAUCGUAUGCUACCUUAUAUUGGCAACCUUGACCUGUCUGCGCAAACGUGUCCUCCUUUCAUAGAAAACUAAGAGAUGAACGAGAGUGUAAUAAGAAUUUUAAUAGGGAAACCAGAAGCUUUAUGUAUGCAGUGGAAUUGGUCCUGGAUCAAUUAUUAUAAAUAAGACUGUAUAUAUGCAUGUGCAGGAUGUAAUAUUCCAAUCGAAGAGUGUGUCUUAAAAAGUAGAAAAUCAAAAA